This is a messenger RNA of Magallana angulata, 741 nucleotides long. Its product is annotated as protein IMPACT homolog. Gene Ontology annotation, cellular component: cytoplasm. Gene Ontology annotation, biological process: regulation of translational initiation. The transcript has 4 exons. The record is from RefSeq and is a predicted model, not a curated record. Lineage: Eukaryota; Metazoa; Mollusca; Bivalvia; Ostreida; Ostreidae.
AUGGUAAUGUUUUUGACAAUAUCGGUGCACGGGGCUUACGGUCACGUGAACAUUGCUCUACAGUCCCUACCGAUAAUACAAAAGACCUUACAGGGCAUACAGGACAGACUUAACGGUCUAGAAAGUCUGCGCCUUGAAAUACAGAGUGACAAGGAAGCUUUGAAGGAAGAUCUGUGGGGAGCAGACGGAAUCGGACCAAAACUAGAAUAUGUUGCUCAGCAAGCAGAGGGUACAUCGGAGGAUUUGGACUCGAUCUACAGAGAAAACCAUAGUCUCCGCCUUGAGGUCGAUCUCCUCAAAGCUAUUGUAACCAAACUAGAUAGAAAAGUUGACGAAAAACAGGAACGCGGGAGCUGAUUCAUGGCCAGCGGCGCUGCCGUCAAAACAUAUGGCGAGGUCCGUAACCUCUACAAACUCUACAAAAAAAUAUGUUCCCUACCUAAACAUGCACAAGCGAAUCAUCGCAUCCUUGUAUAUCGCUUCCGUGAUAAGGACGGGAAAUUGAUCGAAGGCUCAAUGAAUGACGGGGAAUUCGGCGCGGGUAGGACUACCUUAAAGCAUAUGGAAAAACUGGGAUAUGAAAACAUUGCAUGUGUAGUUACAAGGUGGAUCAGUGGUGAGCAUCUCGGAAUAGCACGCUUUGGCCAGAUGAGGGAGGUGGUAGACCAAGUCUCACAGAAAUUGGGGAAAUAGAAGUUAACUAUUUCGGAAUUAUAUAUUCCGUCCAUGAUGCGCGUACCG